AUGCAGAAACUGAAAUUUAUAAUACAACAGCAUCGUUCUUUACAAAGAUAUGUUUUUGCUUUUCAUCAAAACCGAACCUUUUCUGCACUUCCCAGUUAUGCCCAACUCGAUUAUCUCCAAGAAGAGGUUUUAGUUGAAGGGAGAGCUAAAUCAAGGGCAGCCAUACUAAACAGACCAUCUGCACUCAAUGCUCUCACUACAUCCAUGGCUGCUCGUUUAAAUAGAUUAUACGAGUCUUGGGAGGACAAUUCAGAUAUUGGAUUUGUAAUGAUGAAGGGUAGCGGCAGGGAAUUCUGUUCUGGUGCGGAUGUCAUUACAUUGCGUCGGUUUCUUAAUCAAGGGAAGGCUGAAGAAUGUAAGGCUUUCUUUGAGACUUUAUACAAAUUUGUAUAUGUACUGGGAACAUAUCUGAAGCCACACGUGGCUAUCCUGGAUGGUAUCACUAUGGGCGGUGGGGCAGGUAUUUCGCUCCCCGGGAUGUUCCGCAUUGUAACUGAUAGAACUGUUUUUGCAACUCCGGAAGCUCAAAUUGGUUUUCAUCCUGAUGCAGGGGCUUCAUAUUAUUUGUCUCAUCUUCCUGGCUAUUUAGGAGAGUAUUUGGCACUUACUGGGGACAAGCUUAAUGGUGUGGAAAUGAUUGCUUGUGGUCUUGCUACACACUAUUCACUGAAAGAAAGGCUUCCUUGGAUUGAAGAACGCCUUGGUAAAUUGAUUACUGAUGAUCGUUCUGAAAUUGAAAAUUCGCUUGCUCAAUAUGGUGAUUUAGUCUACCCGGAUAAAAGGAGUGUUCUUCACAAGUUAGAAACAAUUGAUAAAUGUUUCUGCCACGAUACACUGGAGGAGAUCAUGAAUGCUUUGGAAAUUGAGGCUGCAGAGUCUUAUAAUGAAUGGUGUACUGCAGCGCUUACAAAAUUAAAAGAAGCCUCUCCAUUGAGCUUAAAAGUGUCUUUGCAAUCAAUUCGAGAAGGUAGGUUUCAAACUCUUGAUCAGUGCCUGGCAAGGGAAUAUCGAAUAUCGCUGAAAUGGAUUUCCAAACAGGUGUCAAAUGAUUUUUCUGAGGGUAUUCGUGCAAGAUUAGUUGACAAAGACUUUGCUCCAAAGUGGGAUCCUCCCAAGUUGGAGCAAGUAACUGAUGACAUGGUUGAUAGCUUUUUCUCCCCUCUUGGUGAACUUGAGCCAGAACUAAAUUUGCCUACUGCAUUGCGAGAGCCUGAUGUAUGA
Molecule: messenger RNA, 1221 nt
Organism: Fraxinus pennsylvanica
Lineage: Eukaryota; Viridiplantae; Streptophyta; Magnoliopsida; Lamiales; Oleaceae
Source: the annotation of a GenBank genome assembly